This is a messenger RNA of Rosa chinensis, 2178 nucleotides long. Its product is annotated as UDP-glycosyltransferase 83A1. NCBI's taxonomy places the organism in Eukaryota, Viridiplantae, Streptophyta, Magnoliopsida, Rosales, Rosaceae. The record is from RefSeq and is a predicted model, not a curated record. Gene Ontology annotation, molecular function: UDP-glycosyltransferase activity. Bases 792 to 2156 code for a protein of 454 amino acids. The transcript is spliced from 2 exons.
UGUGAUCUGAAUCAAGGAAAUCAGGAAACUUACAGAAGGAAAAUAUCAAUGAGACUUCACAGCUAAUAAUGAAAACUGGACUAAAAUCAUUAACAAACAGAUCUUUAUCACAAUUGCAAUUAAUAGAUGAAGGACAAUACGCAUUUUAGUUAACAAAGUACUUUUGAUCCCUAAAUUAUUUUGUUAAAAAAGGUUAUGAAAAUUUAGGCCAUCGAAGAAAAGGUCUCAAUUUCUGAAUUUUGUCCGCCACCUAAACUUCAUGUAAGUGAUAGGAAAAAAAUAAUGCCUAUUAGUUAUUCUAGAAAGAAGCCAAGCAGAAGAAUGCACCAGAUAAAAGUGUGUCCAGUUUCACAUACAUACACUGAGCUUAAAAAAAAAGGCAAUAUAGCCAUCUCAUUGUAAGCUAUGAUCACACACACUGGCCAUUUAGAUUGAAGCUGGUGUAAGCUACAGAAAAAAAUAAUCAAUCCACAAUUCUAGAGGCUGACUCAUUGAAACUGAAAUCUUCCACUAGCUUUAGGACGAUAAUACAAAGCAGAUGAGCAAUGAUUGAAACUAUAGGCUGACUCACUGAAACUGAAAGCAUAUCAACAGAACAACAGAAUAGGCCAAAAGUGUCAACGAACUUCAUAAUAAACUAAUGGAUAAAUUAAGGUAAUGUAUAACCUGGAAAACAAAGAGACAACACCUACAGUAAUGCCUCCUCAACCAUUGCCCCGUGCUCCUUCUAUAUAUGACUUGGUUGAGAAAUUAACAUCUGAAACUGCAAAACAGAAAAAUAAAGAGAAAAAAUGAGCAAGCCACAUAUUAUAGCUAUUCCUUUCCCGGCACAAGGCCAUGUAAUGCCCUUAAUGGAGUUCUCGCAGUGCUUAGCACGUCAUGGCUUCAAAGUCACAUUUGUGAACACAGAACAUAUUCACAAGCAAAUUGUGAAUGCAAUAUCCGAUGAAAGUUAUAUAAGGCAUGAUCAUGUUCAUCUGGUUUCAAUUCCAGAUGGGUUAGAAUCCCAAGAGGAAAGGAAUGGGCCACGGCUGCUAUCCGAAGCAAUACAAGCAGUCAUGCACCAGAAUUUGGAGGAUCUCAUAGAGAAGCUCAACAAAGAGGAAGGUGCAAAAAUCACUUGUCUCAUAGCUGAUGAGAGUUGUGGGUGGGCUCUGGAAGUGGCACAAAAAUUGAAGAUUGCGAGGGUGGUUGCCUUUUGGCCUGCAGCAGCUGCAACUUUGGUAUUGAACUUUUGUAUCCCAAAAUUAAUUCAUGAAGGAAUCAUUGAAUAUGAUGGAACUGUAUUGAAAAGCCAGAUGGUUCAGUUGGCACCAAAAAUGCCCAUGAUUAAAUCUACAAACUUUGUGUGGGCGUGUACAGGAAAUUCAAGCACUCAGAAAAUCCUAUUCCAAUUUAUGGAAAGAACCACCAAGAAUGCAAAAUUGGUAGACUGGCUUGUUUGCAACUCAACAUACGAAAUGGAGCCAACAGCAUUCGCUUUGGAACCACAGAUAUUACCAAUAGGCCCGCUUUUAGCUAGCAGCCGCCUUGGCAACUCAGCAGGCAGCUUGUGGCCAACAGACUCAACUUGCUUAAAUUGGUUGGAUAAAAAACCACCUUGCUCAGUGAUCUAUGUUGCAUUUGGUAGCACAACAGUUUUCAAUCAAACCCAAUUCCAAGAACUGGCUUUAGCGCUUGAGUUGUCUAAUAGGCCAUUCCUCUGGGUUGUGAGACCAGAUACCAGUGAUAACAUUCCCUACCCUGAAGGAUAUCAUGACAGAGUAGGAUCUAAUGGACUAAUGGUGAGCUGGGCCCCACAACAGAACGUUCUGGCCCAUCCUUCAAUUGCUUGCUUCCUAAGUCAUUGUGGGUGGAACUCUACCAUGGAAGGUGUCAGCAAUGGGGUUCCUUUCUUGUGCUGGCCAUACUUUGCUGACCAGUUCAUCAAUGAGAGCUACAUUUGCGAUGUUUGGGAGGUCGGAUUGGGGUUUGAUAAGAAUGAAAGUGGGAUCAUUACUCAAGGAGAAAUCAAGAACAAAAUCGAGCACUUGCUUGGUGAUAAAGACUUCAAAGCAAGGGCUUCCAAACUCAAGGAAAUGGCCAUGACAACUGUCAAAGAAGGAGGCCAAUCUAACAAGAUAUUGAAGAAUUUAAUUGAAUGGAUCAAGUCAUAGACUGCUGGCAAAGGGAAGAAAC